AUGAACUCUUCCGAUGCUACUGCUGCCUCCCAAGUCGACCCCGAAAACAAUGGAACCGUAGUAAAUGUCGUCUCAUGGUUUCUCCUUAUCACGAGCUCUCUCACUAUUCUUGUCCGACUUGUGAUGAAAUGGGUACUAUUGAAAAAGUUUCACGCCGAUGAUGGGUUGAUCCUAGUGUCGCAAGUUUUUAGUAUCUCGCAAACGGUUGUAACGUCUAUGGAAGUUACGAACGGCCUAGGAUCACAUCUCAACACUCUGAGCAUCGACCAUGUCAAUGCUUUCCAGAAGUCAUUCUAUGCAGCAAAUGUACUCGCGGUCGCAAGUCAAGCGAUGUCAAAAUUGUCUCUAGUUUUCUAUAUCAGAGUACUCUCCCCUAUUACGCUCCACAGAAUGUUCUGUUGGGUACUGAUGGGGGCCAUACUACUUUGGAUGUUGACUUCAGUCAUAGUGUUGCUAUUUCAGUGUGAUAGUCCAAGAUUUUGGGACUUCCUAACCAACGGAUUGUUGCCCGUGACGGUGGUAUGGAAACUACAGGCUCGGUUCAAACGCAAAUUAGUUGUCAUUACAUGCUUCACUACUCGGAUUCUAACGAUCGCCGCCGUUGGCUGGCAGAUUUACGAGUCCCAACAACUACCCACCUACGAAGACGCAACGUAUACGUACUGGUCCUUCGUUCUAGCAAUGGUAUUAGCCCAGAACCUAGGCGUUAUGACAGCCUCUGUCCCUUAUCUGAAGCCAUUCCUCGACAGCCUGGAGUCAGGCUUGAUACGAAGCGACGAUAUCAGGCGACGCGCACAUAUUCCAAAAUCAACUUCGGGUUCUGGUCAAAAGCAAACAGAUAGUUCAUUCUCGUCAAACCCUCCCAGGUCAACUCGCGAUGUGACAGCACAUGAGUUACAAGACCUUAGGUAUGACAAUUCUAAAGCUACCGUGUCGAUAACUGCUGGGGGAUCAGGGACAUCGGCCGAUUGGGAAAGUGCAAGUCAUUCUAGCGAGGCGAAGCUCAUUAAACAAGUCAAAACAUGGGGGAUCACCAAAUCUGUCGCUCCAGGGGGUGGGGUUUGACCAGCAGCGAAUAACAGCCAAUUCGAAGUUGAAUGUGCAUAACACAUCCAAUAUUUUUUAAUGAUAUAUAUUCUAAUUGAUUCCAAGCGAGUUUGACAAGUUGA
Molecule: messenger RNA, 1169 nt
Organism: Annulohypoxylon maeteangense
Lineage: Eukaryota; Fungi; Ascomycota; Sordariomycetes; Xylariales; Hypoxylaceae
Exons: 5
Coding region: 1-1065 (354 amino acids)
Source: RefSeq, a predicted model, not a curated record